UACUGUGUCGAGACAUUACUGUAGUAUUGCAUCAUUCAUAUAUUGAUAUGUUUUCAUCAAAUUGUGACAUAUAGUGGUCAGUGUUUGUUACCUGUGACAAAUUUUUGUGAUCUGUUUGUGUCAUAAAGUUGUGAAAACUACUUCUUCGAGCGGAGGAACUUCUGUGAUACAAUUUGUGAAGAAUAGUUCAAGUGAGUGAAAGGAAAAUAGUAUUGUUCACGGUCGUGGUUACCUUAACCUGUGAUGAUUGCAUUCGAGGUGGUCUUAUCACAAUAGUUAUUGUUUCUGGAGAAAUAAAGAUGCCAUGCUGGUAUUACGAGAAGAAGGAGCUAAGAAAUACUCCGUCUAUUCAGGAUGGAAUCGAUUAUGAGACUGAAUGUAGAUAUCGAAAAGAGGGAGCAAGAUUUAUCAUCGACACUGGAACAAAAAUGGACUUGGGUUAUAAUACUAUGGCCACUGGUGUUGUUUAUUUUCAUCGAUUUUAUAUGUUUCAUUCGUUCAAGAACUUUCCAAGAUAUGUGACUGCUUGCUGCUGCUUAUUUCUUGCUGGGAAAGUAGAAGAAACACCAAAAAAGUGUAAAGAUAUCAUAAAGACUGCUAAAACUUUGUUGACAGACCAAAAAUUCAUGACAUUUGGAGAAGAUCCUAAAGAAGAAGUCAUGACAUUGGAAAGGAUUUUAUUACAAACCAUUAAAUUUGACCUCCAAGUUGAACAUCCAUAUAGCUACUUAUUGAAAUAUGCCAAAUGCCUUAGAGGUGACAGAAAUAAGUUACAAAAAAUGGUCCAAAUGGCUUGGACGUUUGUAAACGAUAGUUUAUGUACCACAUUGUCUUUGCAAUGGGAACCAGAAAUAAUAGCUGUAGCCCUCAUGUAUUUAGCGGGAAAGCUCAGUAAGUUUGAAGUUGUAGAUUGGAAUGGAAGGCAACCGAAACAUUUACGAUGGUGGGACAUGUUUGUUGAAGAUGUUACUAUGGAUCUUUUAGAAGAUAUAUGCCAUCAAGUAUUAGAUUUGUAUUCACAAGCCAAUAACACGAAGCCACCAGAUUCACCACCAAUGACACCAUCUAAUGAACCAUGUAGAGAUAGAGCUAUAGUGCCACCUCCUACUGAUUCAGCAUCUACUACUCCAAAUGGGAAGUCUGCUAAAGUUGAAGUACCUGCAGUCUCCGCGAACGGAUGUCCAACAACAGAUGCUACGGAAACAAUGAAACCAAUGGACGUUCCGCCGCAUUUUCCAACGUAUCCAGCUAAUUUUGCGCCGAAUAAUACAAACUAUCCGCCAGCGUUUCCUCCAGCAAAUGUUUCAAUACCUCCACCCCCUGUGAACGCUAUGAAUCAUAUUGUUCCUCCUAUGCACCAUAUUGGAUCAUCUGGUCCCAUUAGGCCUGCACCACCAGCUCCUACUACAACGCAACCACCGUUCCAACCCUAUCCUUAUCCUACAAAUGCAUCAUAUUUCCCUCCUAGUAAUCCUGUACCACAAACGCCUACACCGCGAACAUACUAUCCCCCACAGCCUUAACACAUGGAACAUUGUACCAAAAAUAUAAUUUUUACCGAUGUAAGUGUUACUAUUACGAUUAAAAUUAGUAUAUCGAAGGAGUACUGAUCGAAGCCUUGUAAAUAUUGUAAAUAUGUAAGGUUUGCUAUCAACAUUAGUAUUUCAAUAAAACAUUUAUAUCAUUAACGUCUGGUUUA
Molecule: messenger RNA, 1699 nt
Organism: Megalopta genalis
Lineage: Eukaryota; Metazoa; Arthropoda; Insecta; Hymenoptera; Halictidae
Gene: CycK
Product: cyclin K
Biological process (GO): regulation of transcription by RNA polymerase II
Molecular function (GO): cyclin-dependent protein serine/threonine kinase regulator activity
Source: RefSeq, a predicted model, not a curated record